Molecule: messenger RNA, 1617 nt
Organism: Plutella xylostella (diamondback moth)
Lineage: Eukaryota; Metazoa; Arthropoda; Insecta; Lepidoptera; Plutellidae
Gene: ZnT77C
Product: Zinc transporter 77C
Biological process (GO): intracellular zinc ion homeostasis; detoxification of zinc ion; zinc ion transmembrane transport
Cellular component (GO): membrane
Molecular function (GO): zinc ion transmembrane transporter activity
Source: RefSeq, a predicted model, not a curated record
AAGUUGAAGCCAUUGGCCGAAGUGUCGAAGCGUGAUAAUAGUUUUUUUUGUCACAAUAAAAAAAACUGCCGCAUCCGUCACCGGCUGCGGUUGUUUGUUUUUAUUUUGAAAGUGCGUUGCGCGUGCGCAAGCCAUAACCAGCUACACAAUGGCGAUGAAAGAGUACCUCCAAUGGCUGCCGCCGCCGCGCUCCACGCUGGCGCUGCUGCUGGCGGCGGGCGGCUGCAGCGGGCGGCUGGUGGCGGCGCAGGCCACGCACUCGCCCACGCUGCUCGUGGACGCCUGCCACGCGCUGUGCCGGCUCGUGGGGCUGAUUACUACCGUGCUGUCGUAUAAGUACGAGCGAGCAGACGAGAGCGAGGGUCGCGAGGGGCGCCUGCGCAACACGUUCGGCUGGGCGCGCAUCGAGGUGGUUGGGCGUCUCUCGGUCCACGUCCUCUUCGCUUCUUUCGCCCUCGCCCUGGUCGUCAACGCCCUGCAGUUGGGCGUCCACUCGUCGCACGGACAACCCCCGGUCUACCCCAGGGUUAUAAUUGGAACUGCUGUGAUUGGACUGAUGCUGCAUGCGCUCAAUUAUAUGCUGUUGGCUGGCAACGAGUUGAGCUACAGCCGGCGCCUGAGCAUGACGGAGAGCGGCGUGGUGGUGCUGAAGACAGGCGUGGGCGAGCCCGCGCUGGCGCACGCGCCCACUGACAUAGCCAGCAGUCUGUUCGUGAUCGCAGCGGGGCUGACGUCGGAGUGGGAGCCGGACGCCGCCCGCAUCGCCGACCCCGCGCUCUCCGCCUUGGCAGCCAUCGUGCUCGUCAUAUUCAACUAUCCCUUUAUGCGUUCAGCAGGCCUGGUGCUACUGCAGACGGUGCCCGAGGGUCUGGGCGCGUGCGACCUGCGCGCGGCGGCGCUGCGCGUGCCCGGCGUGCUCGCCAUCCACGAGCUGCACGUGUGGCAGCUGCAUCGGGAUCGCGUGGUGGCUACGGCGCAUGUGGCUUACGGAUCUCAUGAUGACUACCUGAGGAGCUCGGGGCUGGUGAACGACGUGUUCAAGCGGCACGGCAUCGGGCUCGUCACGCUGCAGCCAGAGUUCCUGCUCACCUCCUUCACAGGCACAGCAGAGGAACAGAAGGCGCUGGUAGAGCUGGCCAACCAGGCGUGCUCCAAGCCCUGUGCCAGGGAAUGCUGCGCCCGGCGCUGCUGCGAGGCGCCCGUGAUAACUCCCGUCACCAGGAUCUAGGGUCAAGACCUACAAAAUACUCCGGUCACCUGUGUCUAUAGAGGCAAGAGCCACGCCAGACUCCAGUCACCUGGGUAUAGGGUCAAGAGACUCUUGAGCCACUCAAGACUCGAGUCACCAGGGUCUACAUUUACAGCUCUAGAGCCACUCAAGAUUCCGGUCACCAGGGUCUAGGGUCAAGGGUUUAGUGCUCAGGAGCAGGUAGAUCACAGGCUUGGUCUUUUGAAGUUUGUGGGGCUUUUAAGGCAGAAGCCGAAUUUUAAACUCUGAGAUGGAAGUGUCGAUUAGUUAACAUAGGUACUAAUCUACACUUCGAUAAAUCGUUGUCGCGUGAUUAAGGAUGUGAGACUCACAGCACCUAGCUAAGAACCUAGAUAAGUACACCACUA